CUUCGGCUGCCCUGCUUCGCGGGUCGCGGGGCGGGGUCGCGCGCGGGGAGCGUCUCCUCGGGCCUCCGCGUCGGGGCGGCGUGGCGGGGUGGACGCGGAGGCGCUGCAGAGGCGCCGCUCCGCGCUCUUUUCGGGAGGCGGCCGCGCGAGCGAGUCUGCGCCCUCCGCCGCGUCGGGGAAGGGCCGGGCCGCCCGCCCAGCCGCUCGGGCGGGGGCGCGGCGGCGGUCGAACUUGCGGCGCCGCACCCGCCACGCCGGGAGGGGGGGAGCGGGCGGCGCGGGAGGAGGAAGAGGAGGUCCGUUUUCGCGGCGCGGACGGCGGGGAGCCCCUCGACGUGGCGGCGAACCUCAGCCCCCUCCUGCGUGUUGUGUUGGAUCUCUCCAACGCGGUGCCCACCGGCCGUUUGCGUGCGCUUUACGGCUGCGACGACAUCUGGGACGUUGUGGCCUCGGUGGGCGAGGCGGCGCCGAAAGCGGUUCCGUCCGACCAGCCUUUGCCGCUCUCGCCCGGGGUGGCGCCGGCGGGUUCUUUUCGGUCUUUGACAGUUCUAUGCAUUCGCCAAAACUCUCUGGAGUCACUGAAAAUUUUGCCGCCGUCGCUUCUGCGCCUUGAUGUGAGUGAUAACGAGUUGCGCGACCUGACGGGUGUGGAGCAGUGCAGAAUGCUUACCCUGCUCAAUGCACGGAGAAAUCGUUUGCGUACCAUGCUUGGGUUGGAACAAAACCCUGCGUUAUCUCACCUUUUCCUCGGUCACAACAACAUCAUCUUCGUCGAAGGUAUUGCGCAUCUUCUUCUCCUGGAGACGCUUGAUUUGGCGCAGAAUAGACUUAAAACACAGGCCUCUAUCCGCGCGUUGUCUCUCACAAAAGGACUGCGGCACUUGAUGCUGCGUGGUAACCCCGUGGUGGAACGCAUACAGCGUAGUUACCGUCCUUUACUGCGCAAUCUUUGUCCAUCGUUGCUCUCUAUCGAUGGGGAACGUCUUACCUUCUCACGAUUGGCUGCAAAGGCGCAACGUGAGGGGAAUCGCCUUCGUCUACCCUAUGCCGCUGGCGAUAGUGUCGGUGGUGUAAACAUUUCCAUAACUUCGGCAGAUGAUGGGGAAGCUGCAGAGGUGUCCCAAUGUGCCAGCUACAUGCAUCUGCUAACGCGUGGUGCUGCGGUUGUAGCAGGUUCGGGCUAUGUUGACGCCGAACGAGCUGCACGCACGGCAAAGGCGUUGAAGGCCCAAGCAGCAGCUGGGGCUAGAAAGGGGAGACAACAAAGUCGCCCCGCAUACCGAGCGGGCGGGGAGCCUCUUCGACAGGAGCUUUUAAAGCAUCUUGCGCAGGAGUCAAGAAAGUAUCUGGAAUCCUUGCUUGAGGAGCGAUUGUCAAGCAUGCAGGUGUCACAGGUCGCAGACUCUCUAACUGCCGUCGUGGAACGCGGGGGUGGCGACCAUGCACAGGAGAGCCUUCUACAUGACACAUCUGCGCAACACGAGAUUGCCGGGUGGGAAGGCGACCAGCCUUGUGUCAGUGGUGGCCGUAAUCGCCAGGCUCCAGAAGAGGCCCAAGACGGCAUUCCUGUCAACCUCUCUAGUGAAGGAAGAGACGAGAAGCAUCGGGCGUUUUCCCGUGGCAAUCAAGUGCCAGGAGUGCACCGCGAUGCGACGCUGGAUCACGGAGACUGGCUGCGCCUCCGUGGGCGUCAAGGCACCCGGCAUGCUCCGUUUGGAGAUACACCUCACCGGGCUCUGCCGGGCCCCAACGCUCCGGAGACGCCUGACACGCCUGAUAAGAGAUGCGUGGAGAGCGUGGUACUUGUCUCGCCUAUUCGUAAGGAUGAGGAAGCAUGCCACGCUGCCUCGGUGAAUGCCAUGGAAAUCCUACGCGAUGUAGACAUGCUGGAUCCUCGUUUCUCUGCCGAUGGUAACGUCGCCACUGAGCCAGGGGCCAUCCCCCGCUUUGUGCCAAGUCAUUUGCGGCGACCGAUGCUCUUGUCUCCGUCUACGGAUUCCUCACCAAUUAAGGCGCACAGGGUUUACUCGGCUCCCAAGUCUCGGAAAGGUAGUAAACCCUUUACUGCGACCUCCCCAGCUCAGUCACGUAGCAUCAAGGUGGCGAAUGAGACAAUUAUUCUCUCCCCUCCGCCGCCCUUGACGACUCCGUGUUCCCUGCAUCCCAAGGCAAGGGGUUCUGUCGUGAAGAAAUGGGUCGUUGAGCUCUGCCAAGACACCGAUGCUGUUCAGGAGGCAUUGCAAACCCUUGUUUCCCUUUUAGACUCGCAGGGGUGGAGCAAUCCUGCAAUUGCUGGUAGGCCUUCUCCUGUUCCUGCGCAGUUAUUGGCGGAGCGAAAGCGAUGUGUUGAAAUUCUUACCGAAAGUGGAAUGCUCUUGGACAUAGAGGUCCCUCUAGACGUCGUGGAGCAGUACUGCCUCACCCCCGACGAGUUGAGAUACAGUAGUGAUGACGAAUGCAGCGAGGAAGGUGACUCUGCGGUGGACUCACCUGUCACGGCCGAGGGUUGCAACACCUGUCGGGAAAAACGUGAGAUUUUGCGCUGCAUUCGCCUGAUUGGAGACGGAAAGACAUGUCUUCGGUACCUGGUUCUUCUCAUCGAGGAGGGGAGGGAGGAGGAGCUACAGCGCUACCUGAGCGAGCUUAGGCUACUCAUACCAAUGUGA
This is a messenger RNA of Trypanosoma conorhini, 2666 nucleotides long. RefSeq lists its product as uncharacterized. Gene Ontology annotation, molecular function: protein kinase binding. NCBI's taxonomy places the organism in Eukaryota, Euglenozoa, Kinetoplastea, Trypanosomatida, Trypanosomatidae. The annotation marks the transcript as partial. The transcript has a single exon. Gene Ontology annotation, cellular component: cytoplasm. The record is from RefSeq and is a predicted model, not a curated record.